AUGAAAUCUAUAUUUCUCAUUCGUCGUCGUAACUCUUAUCAUCAAGAAAAUAUCUCAAAAAAAUAUCAAUAUGAUAAAGUUUUUGCUCCAACUUUAGCAUCUUAUUUUCAUAGAACCUAUAUGAUGUUUAUCGAUGGUAUGUCUAUUGUUGAUAAACAUUGUCAAGAAACAACAUUAGAUCGAAAUGUUUGUAUAAAAAUGGCACUUUUGCGUAUAUGGUCAACUAUUUGUGAACGAAAAAACAAUGCAAUUAUUACUUGUGAUAAUGAUCUUCAAUAUUUCGGUGAGUAUGCUAAAAUGUUACUUGCUGACAUUGAUCAUAUUUAUGAACACAAAAUGAAAACGAAAUUCGUAUCUAUUCAUGGAAUGCCAUUAGCAAAAACCUUUCUUCAACAAACAUCAAAUAAUCAAAAUCAUUUUUCAUAUGAUUUAAUUACGAUUAGUGAUGUUAUACAAAAUACAAAUGUUGUUAAUAAACAAUCACUUUCAUUGAAACCUUCUUCCUUACACAGUAAACUAAACGAAGGAAUCAACAACAAUCUCUCUGAUCAAAAAUUAUUUCUUAAUCUUCAUUCAUCAGAAUUAUUAACUAUAUUGACAGAAUUCUAUGAAAAAGAAAAGACACUACAAGUAUAUAGAAUUUUUCAUCCACAUACUUUUAUCUUACUUGAUCAAUUCACACCAUUAACUAUAGGUAUUGUUACUGAAACUAAAUAA
Molecule: messenger RNA, 717 nt
Organism: Rotaria sp. Silwood2
Lineage: Eukaryota; Metazoa; Rotifera; Eurotatoria; Philodinida; Philodinidae
Source: the annotation of a GenBank genome assembly